AUGCAGGCACCUGAUUUCGAAGUAGUUUCUCCACCAACUGACAGUAUAUCUUCACUCGCUUUCUCACCUCAAGCGGAUAUUUUAGCUGCAGCUUCUUGGGAUAGUGCUGUUAGACUGUAUGAAGUACAACCCACAGGAAAUACUGUACCAAAAGCAUCCUACAACCAUGAGGGGCCCGUGUUGUGUGUGGAUUGGAGUAAAGACGGAACAGCAGUUGUCUCUGGUGGAACAGAUAAGGCAGCUCGAAUGUACAAUAUAGUGACUGGACAAAGUACUCAAGUAGCUGCCCAUGACGAGCCGAUCAAAGCUGUCAAGUUUUUGGACGGACAGGCCAAUAUACUAGCAACUGGAAGUUGGGACAAGACAAUCAAAUACUGGGAUACGCGGUCACCUACACCUGUUGGCACAGUACAGCUACCAGAACGGCUUUAUUCGAUGGAUACCAAGAACGGCUUAUUGGUUGCAGCUACGGCUGAUAGACAUGUACUUGUAUUCAACCUGAGUAAUCCAACGACUAUAUACAAAAAGACAAUAUCACCUCUUAAAUGGCAAUCACGCGCUGUGUCAUGUUUUAUUGAUGGCAAAGGGUAUGCGAUUGGUUCAAUUGAGGGUCGUUUAGGUAUUCAAUACAUUGAUGAGGCUGAGAGCGCUAAAAACUUUUCAUUCAAAUGUCACCGUGAUGAAACAAAGAAUGUAUAUUCGGUCAAUUCGAUAACAUUUCAUCCAGUAUCAGGUACCUUUGCUACUACAGGUGCAGAUGGAACAGUCACUUUCUGGGACAAGGACAGUAAGCAGAGAUUAAGCUCAUUACCAAGACAAAACAACACGAUCGCAUGUGGUACAUAUAAUAGAAACGGAACUAUUUUUGCAUAUGGCAUAAGUUAUGAUUGGACAAAGGGUCAUAAGCUUUAUCCAACUGAAGGGUUAGUCAACAGGAUUAUGCUUCAUGCAAUGAAAGAUGAUGAAUGGAAGCCUCGCAAGAAAUAA
Rhizopus microsporus ATCC 52813 is the source of this 987-nucleotide messenger RNA. Its product is annotated as WD40 repeat-like protein. The transcript is spliced from 5 exons. Bases 1 to 987 code for a protein of 328 amino acids. Gene Ontology annotation, biological process: transcription-dependent tethering of RNA polymerase II gene DNA at nuclear periphery; RNA export from nucleus. Gene Ontology annotation, cellular component: nuclear pore. Gene Ontology annotation, molecular function: RNA binding; ubiquitin binding. The record is from RefSeq and is a predicted model, not a curated record. NCBI's taxonomy places the organism in Eukaryota, Fungi, Mucoromycota, Mucoromycetes, Mucorales, Rhizopodaceae.